This is a messenger RNA of Strongylocentrotus purpuratus (purple sea urchin), 1751 nucleotides long. Its product is annotated as sodium/bile acid cotransporter. Gene Ontology annotation, cellular component: membrane. The transcript is spliced from 2 exons. Bases 57 to 1520 code for a protein of 487 amino acids. NCBI's taxonomy places the organism in Eukaryota, Metazoa, Echinodermata, Echinoidea, Camarodonta, Strongylocentrotidae. The record is from RefSeq and is a predicted model, not a curated record.
CGACAACUCAUCAACCUAAGCUACAGCCCCUGUGACACAAAUCAUUCGCUAUCAUCAUGGCUCGCAACUUCAUCUACACCCUUCUGAUAUUGGUAACGUUGUCCUUCGUUGAAGGUCAGGACACCUCUACCGCACACUUUAACUUCUCGUACGGUACGGAUAAGUUUCUUGCCCUUUACGAAGAACAAGAAGUGGCUUUGAUCAUUACCCUCAGUGAGAAGGACCCAGCCAUAACAACAGGAAUGCUACAACUGAGAAGUGCUGAUCCAAAAAUCUUUGCAGUUCAAGGUAUGACGGAUAUCAACAUAGCUGCAUCUGUUGGAACUGAACCUGUCAACAUCAGUUCAUCCAUCAAGGGCCUUUUCUUCGGCAUCAGUACCCUCGAGAUCUACUACACCGACGUGGGUGUUGCGGAAAAUGAAUUAGUGGGUUCCUAUGUCGUCAAGGUCUCAACAAUUCCCACUAUCCUAACACCUGUGUUUAGCUACCUAACUCUUGUCUGGUUGAUCAUCUCUUACAUCAUGAUGGGCAGUAAGAUGAAAGGGAGUGAUCUAUGGAGUAAGAUCAAGAAGCCAUGGACUAUCCUCUUGGCUAUGGCUUGUCAGUUUGUUCUCAUGCCAGCCCUAGCCUUCGCGUUGUCCAAGGCUUUCAGACUGGACAAUUCUACAUCCUUGGGGUUGAUCAUGGUAGGAACCUGUCCAGGUGGCUGGCUCAGCAAUAUCUUCAGUCUUUUACUCGACUGCGAUUUUAUCCUGAGUCUUACCAUGACGUUCUGUUCUACCAUACUGGCCAUGGGAAUGAUGCCUUUCAACCUCUGGCUCUACGCUCGUCCGCUCACAACCGGAGAAGAGAAUCUAGAAACGCCAUAUUUUAAUCUCUUUCUCCAGAUCAUGUAUCUGAUCAUUCCAGUCGGUGUGAGCAUGCUGAUUGCUCGAUUCUCCAGCAAAUUCAGAAAGUAUUGCGACAAGCUUCUAAAACCAGUCGCAACCAUGUGUAUCCUUAUCGCAGUUAGCAUCGGAGUACCUGCCCAGCUUCAUAUCUACCAGAGCGCAACCGUCGAAGAGUAUGCCGUCUCAGCACUUCUUCCUCUCAUGGGCUGUAUCGCCGGCUUGAUCAUUUCGAAAAUAGUCUGCAUCAAGCGGAAGCAGGCCAUUACGGUUUCGUUGGAGACUGGUGCCCAGAACAGUCUUUUAGCGACUACUAUGUUGGCAUUUUUCUACCCUAGGCCUGAAGCUGAUCUUAUUGCUAAAAUACCGUACAUCAUGGCCCUGCUUAGUCUCUGUGAGGGUAUCGUAGUCACAGUCAUCUACACCCUCGCUCGUUAUAUUUUCUGUAAAGAACGGUUCGCAGAAAAAGAGGACGAAAGUAAUGAGAAUACGACAGAAGAGAGGAAAUCUACCGAGCUUGAAAAUAAUGAGAAAGACAUUCCCUUAGACGUCACUGAUCCUACUUCAAUCGCUGUUGGAUUGGAGACCAACCUAGACGGCAAGGGUCAUACCAAUACCGCAUUUACUCAGUGAUUACCACUUUGUCUAAUCUCACAUUCAAGGAGGAGACCAUUCUUUAUACCAGAGUCACACCCCAAAUGCAACUCUGCAUACCAAAUCUAAACCGACAGAUUAUUGGCCAUCGGAUGUAUUAGAAUUGUUUAUUCGUCUGUAGUUGAUCAGGGGUGUGUUUCACAAAGACUAAGAUCGACUUUAAGUUGUACUUAACUAUGGCACUAUGGCAGGCCGGUUAUGCUGUUGUUU